Messenger RNA from Ceratotherium simum simum (southern white rhinoceros), 4022 nucleotides. NCBI's taxonomy places the organism in Eukaryota, Metazoa, Chordata, Mammalia, Perissodactyla, Rhinocerotidae. The record is from RefSeq and is a predicted model, not a curated record.
CGCCCCCCGCGCUGCCGCCCGCGAGCCCGCAUCAUGGAUGGCGAGCUCUCCUGUUUCGCUUUGCUCGCCUUGGAAUCCGAGACCCCAGACGAGGAGCAGGAUUCAUGAACCGGCCUCAGGGGCCCGGGCAGGGGCCUCUGGCUCCCGACGCUGGCCGAGAGGUGAUGAGUGAGGUCGGAAGAUCGGAAGAUUUACAAAGCCACCGGGGCCUCCGUUUUGAAUGAAAGACCCAGUGCAAAGGCAUCAUCAUGAACACGAGCAUUCCUUAUCAGCAGAAUCCUUACAAUCCCCGGGGCGGCUCCAGUGUCAUCCAGUGCUACCGAUGUGGAGACACCUGCAAAGGGGAAGUGGUUCGUGUCCACAAUAACCACUUCCACAUCAGAUGCUUCACCUGUCAAGUGUGUGGCUGCGGCCUGGCCCAGUCGGGCUUCUUUUUCAAGAACCAGGAGUACAUCUGCACCCAGGACUACCAGCAACUCUACGGCACCCGCUGCGACAGCUGCCGGGACUUCAUCACGGGCGAGGUCAUCUCGGCCUUGGGCCGCACCUACCACCCCAAGUGCUUCGUGUGCAGCUUGUGCAGGAAGCCUUUCCCCAUUGGAGACAAGGUGACCUUCAGCGGGAAAGAAUGCGUGUGUCAGACGUGCUCCCAAUCCAUGACCAGCAGCAAACCCAUCAAGAUCCGCGGACCAAGCCACUGUGCUGGGUGCAAGGAGGAGAUCAAACACGGCCAGUCGCUCCUGGCGCUGGACAAGCAGUGGCACGUCAGCUGCUUCAAAUGCCAGACCUGCAGCGUCAUCCUCACCGGGGAGUACAUCAGCAAGGAUGGCGUUCCGUACUGCGAGUCUGACUACCACUCCCAGUUUGGCAUUAAAUGCGAGACUUGUGACCGAUACAUCAGCGGCAGGGUCUUGGAGGCAGGAGGGAAGCACUACCACCCAACCUGUGCCAGAUGUGUACGCUGCCACCAGAUGUUCACUGAAGGGGAGGAGAUGUACCUCACAGGUUCUGAGGUUUGGCACCCCAUCUGCAAACAGGCAGCCCGGGCAGAGAAGAAGUUAAAGCAUAGGCGGACGUCCGAAACUUCCAUCUCACCCCCUGGAUCCAGCAUUGGGUCACCCAACCGAGUCAUCUGCGACAUCUACGAAAACCUGGACCUCCGGCAGAGACGGGCCUCCAGCCCGGGAUACAUCGACUCCCCCACCUACAGCCGGCAGGGCAUGUCCCCCACCUUCUCCCGCUCGCCUCACCACUACUACCGCUCUGCUGGAGAAAGUAACAUCUACCGGAAACCCCCGAUCUACAAACGGCAUGGUGAUUUGUCAACAGCAACCAAGAGCAAAACAAGUGAAGACAUCAGCCAGGCCUCCAAGUACAGUCCAGUCUACUCGCCAGACCCCUACUACGCUGCAGAGUCUGACUACUGGACCUAUCAUGGGUCCCCCAAAGUGCCCCGAGCCAGAAGGUUCUCAUCUGGAGGAGAGGAGGAUGAUUUUGACCGCAGUAUGCACAAGCUCCAGAGCGGAAUUGGCCGGCUGAUUCUAAAGGAGGAGAUGAAGGCCCGGUCCAGCUCCUAUGCCGAUCCCUGGACCCCACCCCGGAGCUCCACCAGCAGCCGGGAGGCCCUGCACACAGCUGGCUAUGAGAUGUCCCUCAAUGGCUCCCCUCGGUCCCACUACCUGGCUGACAGCGAUCCCCUCAUCUCCAAAUCUGCCUCCCUGCCUGCCUACAGAAGAAACGGGCUGCACAGGACACCCAGCGCGGACCUCUUCCACUAUGACAGCAUGAACGCCGUCAACUGGGGCAUGCGAGAGUACAAGAUCUACCCUUAUGAACUGCUGCUGGUGACCACAAGAGGAAGAAACCGACUGCCCAAGGAUGUGGACCGGACGCGUUUAGAGCGCCACCUGUCCCAGGAAGAAUUCUACCAAGUCUUCGGCAUGACCAUCUCCGAGUUUGACCGGCUGGCCCUCUGGAAGAGGAAUGAACUGAAGAAGCAAGCCCGGCUGUUCUAGGCAGAGGCUCUAUAAAUAUAUAUGCAUUUAUAUAAAGAUAUAUGUAAAAUCUCUAUACUGAAGCUCCGUAUAAUCCUCUCUUGUGGAAUGGGGCACACUGCCUGCCAUGAAACGUCCUUUUCUGUACUGUCAGGCAAGCCCACGUCAUUGAGAUAUUUUUAUGCUCCUUACUUUCUCUUUUCUAAGUGCAAUGGGGUUUGGGAAGGGAUUUGAGGGGACUCCCAUCCUUUUACUGGUGGACCCUUUUUAUACUGAAACAUCUGUCCUAACUUGAGUCCCCCAAGUUCCAACUCUCCUUCCUAGAGGAGGUGCCUGCAGAAGUCUCUCUUCUCUCUGCUCCUUGGCUCUUUUCCCCAGCUGACCAUGCAGCUUUCACACCUUACUGGCCCCAGAGGGGCCCCCCAUGGGAGGAUCCACAGUGGUCCCCCAAAGUCACAGAGCACCCUUGAGAACCCUGAAGAGUUUUCUCAUCACCCGCAUUUAGGAGCUCGGUGCUCUCUGCGGGCAACGCGGUUGGAAGUGUGGGCCUCAGAUCUACUGGUUAUAGCAGUAAACAGAAGUGGAUAGGACCUUGGCCUCUCCUCAGCUCUUCAACCCUCCUCCUUCUGCCCUUGAUCCGAACCUCUCUCUGGUCCAAAUCUGCGACUCAUGGUAGGAAAAGAAAAGGCACUUCCCUUCCCUCUACCACUUCAACCGCCCCCUAGCCCUGACUGGAGAACCGGAGGGAAGGAGUUGAAGCUGGGAGCAGGAGACAGAGCAGGGCAUCUGUUAGAAUUGGAGCUGUGGGACCUCUGAGGACUCUCCACUCACCCUCACUGCUCCCAGCACCUCCUGACCCUUCCCCUUUGUAGGAGAGGCCCAUGAUUGCACCGGUAUUCUUCAGCCUUACUACAAUCUAUGUGCCUGACAACUCAACACACCACAGGGCUAGCGUUCCCAUCACAGCUCACCUGAACAACUGGACAGGUGACCUCUAACACUCUUCUAAAGCUGAUAUCGACCACGUCCCAGAGAAAGGUUCUCAGUCUAUACCUGCUGGUCCCUGGGCUGUCAGGGCCUUCCAACCAGACCCCCACCAGUCCGACUCCCACUGCAAAGUUGGCCAUGUUUCAUGGGGGAAACUUCGGAAGAAUGGCUGCUUAUGAGAUUCCAAAAUGAAGCAUUGGCCAACACUGUUCAUGAUCAUCCUGGAUCUCCCCAGAGGCUGCCUGUCCUGCCUCCUUGCCUUCUGGAACAGAGGUUAAAGCGCAACCUUUUCUCCUCCCCUCUCUAACCUUUGGCCCUGAGUUGCUGUUGUCUGGUGGGGUCUGUUUCUUCUUGGAGAUGCCUUGAGUCAGACCAUUUUGAGGUCAUGGAGGAACGACGAAGAAGUGGAAAUGACAGUUAUGUCUCUCAAGAGGCUGGGGAUGUGACGUGGCAAAUGUAGAACUGACUUCAACGAACCCUCACUAAGCACCUGCUGACGCUGAGCACCUGCUGUAUACUGAGCACUGAAUGGGGGAGGGAGAUGGGAACACAGGGACGAUCAACAUGAGCCGGUCUAGGGGGCAUGCCUGCUAAUAAUGGGUAUCAGAAGGCAUGUCCCCAAACAGGAUGGAUGUAAGGCAGAAAGUGAUAGGAGAUGGCGUGAGAAAGUGUUUGUGACAUUACUGAAAAGGCAUAUGCAGUCGGUGCAGACCAAGGAAAGCUUUCUGGAAGAGAUUGCAUUUGAGCAAAAUUCAGGACAGAUCUUUGUAAACUGGGAGAAGACUGUAACUUGAAAGGGUAAUAGGAUGAGGGGCCGGAAGGGAGGUCUAGGAUGCUCUCAUUUAAAAUGUCAAACCUCUCUGCCACUUCUCUUUUUGGCCAAUGUCUUUCAACUGUCCUAACCCUUUAGAAGUGUCCCCAGCCAGAUGCAAUCAUAGAAACUGCCUCAUUAUCACUGGUUGAGAACUUGGCGAGAUUGAAGGGCUUUUGUUAUUGUUGUUGGAUAUUUUUGUUUCCCAUAAAAGCACAUAAUUUCAACCC